AGCCUGGGCUAGAGCAGGAGCCUUCUUGCACCUCGGCCCCAAGACCCGAGUCCGCCGGAGGUGCUGCGGUUUGGGACGGUGGCAGCGAGAGAAGCUGAGAUGUGACCCCCUUCUCCUGAUAUUGCCAUUGCCCUCUCUGGUGCCUGCCUCUGCGAACAACAGUCCGCACCAGCCAGCGAGCACUUGUCUGGAUCUUCGUGGAGAAAAGAGCAACCACUGGGCGCUCGCAAAGCCUGGGCAGAAGUUUGGCUUGCCCUGGCAGCUGUGAAGUAGCUGCGUGAGAAGGGUGGGCUAGGAGACCGAGGGAGCCGAGAGCUAAGGAAUGGGGUCUUAGCCUGCGCUAGGGUUGGGGAGAGAGAAGUCGAGUUGUUUCUCGCUCUCUCCCAGAGCCCGGGCGCGGGGCAGAGGGAGAAAUGCUGAGCCCGCGUCCGGGUUCCUGCCUCCCCGGCAGCAUCUUCAGCAGCAGCCUCAGCAUCAGCACCGGCGGGACAGCGACAGCGGGGGCGGCGCAGGCGCACUGUGCCCGGCGGAGCCUGCAGUUCCCCAGCCCCGUGUGCGGCACCGCCACAGUCUGGGCAGCGGCGGCCGGGGGAGCGCUACUACCAUGAACUGCUUGGUCCUCCUUCCCAGAGCUGCUCAUCCGGGUCGGGCUGGAGACACACUCAGGGGACCCCGCCGCCGCCGCCGCGCCCCCUUUUCUUUCGGCUCCAUCUCCACUACCUUUUCCUCCUCUUCUUCCACCUUUUCUUCCUGCUUCCCCCCCUCCCCCGCCGCGGAUCCUGGCCGCUGCUUUCCAGACCCAGGAUGCCGGGGGGCAAGAGAGGGCUGGUGGCUCCGCAGAACACAUUUUUGGAGAACAUCGUCAGGCGCUCCAGUGAAUCAAGUUUCUUACUGGGAAACGCCCAAAUUGUGGACUGGCCUGUAGUUUAUAGUAAUGACGGUUUUUGUAAACUCUCUGGAUAUCAUCGAGCUGACGUCAUGCAGAAAAGCAGCACUUGCAGUUUUAUGUAUGGAGAACUGACCGACAAGAAGACCAUCGAGAAAGUCAGGCAGACUUUUGACAACUACGAGUCAAACUGUUUUGAAGUUCUUCUGUACAAAAAAAACCGUACCCCUGUUUGGUUUUACAUGCAAAUUGCACCAAUAAGAAAUGAACACGAGAAGGUGGUCUUGUUCCUGUGUACAUUUAAGGAUAUUACGCUGUUCAAACAGCCCAUAGAGGAUGACUCAACAAAAGGUUGGACGAAAUUUGCCCGAUUGACACGGGCUUUGACAAAUAGCCGGAGUGUUUUACAGCAGCUUACACCAAUGAACAAAACAGAGACAGUCCACAAACACUCAAGACUAGCUGAAGUUCUUCAGCUGGGAUCAGACAUCCUUCCUCAGUACAAACAAGAAGCGCCAAAGACGCCGCCACACAUCAUCUUACACUACUGUGCUUUUAAAACUACGUGGGAUUGGGUGAUUUUAAUUCUUACCUUCUACACCGCUAUCAUGGUUCCUUACAAUGUUUCUUUCAAAACAAAGCAGAACAAUAUCGCCUGGCUGGUGCUGGACAGUGUGGUGGACGUUAUUUUUCUGGUUGACAUCGUUUUAAACUUUCACACGACUUUUGUUGGGCCGGGUGGAGAGGUCAUUUCUGACCCAAAGCUCAUACGAAUGAACUAUCUGAAGACGUGGUUUGUGAUUGAUCUGCUGUCCUGUUUACCUUACGACAUCAUCAAUGCCUUUGAAAAUGUGGAUGAGGGAAUCAGCAGUCUCUUCAGCUCUUUAAAGGUGGUGCGCCUCUUACGCCUGGGCCGUGUUGCUAGGAAACUGGACCAUUACCUGGAAUAUGGAGCAGCGGUCCUUGUGCUCCUGGUAUGUGUGUUUGGACUGGUUGCCCACUGGCUGGCCUGCAUCUGGUACAGCAUUGGAGACUAUGAGGUCAUUGAUGAAGUCACAAACACCAUUCAAAUAGACAGCUGGCUCUACCAGUUGGCCUUGAGCAUUGGGACCCCAUAUCGCUACAACACCAGUGCAGGGAUCUGGGAAGGAGGACCCAGCAAGGACUCCCUGUAUGUGUCCUCCCUCUACUUCACCAUGACGAGCCUUACAACCAUAGGAUUUGGAAACAUAGCUCCGACCACAGACGUGGAGAAGAUGUUCUCAGUGGCCAUGAUGAUGGUCGGCUCUCUUCUUUAUGCAACUAUUUUUGGAAAUGUUACCACAAUUUUCCAGCAAAUGUAUGCCAACACCAACCGUUACCAUGAGAUGCUGAAUAAUGUUCGAGAUUUCCUGAAACUAUAUCAGGUCCCGAAAGGCCUUAGUGAACGAGUCAUGGAUUAUAUUGUCUCAACAUGGUCAAUGUCAAAAGGCAUCGACACAGAGAAGGUCCUCUCCAUCUGCCCCAAGGACAUGAGAGCUGACAUCUGUGUUCAUCUGAACCGGAAGGUUUUUAAUGAACAUCCUGCAUUCCGACUGGCCAGCGAUGGAUGUCUGCGUGCCUUGGCAGUGGAGUUCCAAACCAUUCACUGUGCUCCUGGGGACCUGAUUUACCAUGCUGGAGAAAGUGUGGAUGCCCUCUGCUUUGUGGUGUCUGGGUCCUUGGAAGUUAUCCAGGAUGAGGAGGUGGUGGCCAUUUUAGGGAAAGGUGAUGUGUUUGGAGACAUCUUCUGGAAGGAAACCACCCUUGCUCAUGCAUGUGCCAAUGUCCGGGCCCUGACUUACUGUGACCUGCACAUCAUUAAGCGAGAAGCCUUGCUCAAGGUCCUUGACUUCUAUACAGCAUUUGCAAACUCAUUUUCCAGGAACCUCACUCUCACUUGCAAUCUAAGGAAGCGGAUCAUCUUCCGUAAAAUUAGUGAUGUGAAGAAGGAGGAGGAGGAGCGGCUGCGUCAGAAGAAUGAGGUAACUCUGAGCAUCCCCGUGGACCACCCAGUGAGGAAGCUCUUCCAGAAGUUCAAACAGCAGAAGGAACUGAGGAACCAGGGUUCAGCGCAGAGUGACCCCGAGAGGAGCCAGCUUCAGGUAGAGAGCCGCCCUUUGCAGAACGGAGCCUCCAUCACAGGUACCAGUGUGGUCACUGUGUCACAGAUUACCCCCAUCCAGACAUCUCUGGCCUAUGUGAAAACCAGCGAGUCUCUUAAGCAGAACAACCGCGAUGCCAUGGAACUAAAGCCCAAUGGCGGCGCUGAACCCAAAUGUCUCAAGGUCAACAGCCCCAUCCGAAUGAAAAACGGAAAUGGGAAGGGGUGGCUGAGACUGAAGAACAACAUGGGGGCUCAUGAGGAGAAAAAGGAAGACUGGAACAAUGUCACCAAAGCUGAGUCGAUGGGGCUGUUGUCCGAGGACCCCAAGGGCAGUGACUCAGAGAACAGUGUGACCAAGAACCCCUUAAGGAAAACGGAUUCUUGUGACAGUGGGAUUACAAAAAGUGACCUUCGUUUGGAUAAAGCUGGUGAGGCCCGAAGUCCUCUGGAACACAGUCCCAGCCAGGCUGAUGCCAAGCACCCCUUCUACCCUAUCCCUGAGCAAGCCUUACAAACCACACUACAGGAAGUAAAACAUGAACUCAAAGAGGACAUCCAGCUGCUGAGCUGCAGAAUGACUGCCCUGGAAAAGCAGGUGGCAGAGAUUUUAAAACUACUCUCAGAGAAAAGUGUACCCCAGACAUCUCCAAAACCCCAAAUUCCACUCCAAGUACCUCCCCAAAUACCAUGUCAGGAUAUUUUUAGUGUCUCAAGGCCUGAGUCACCUGAAUCUGACAAAGAUGAAAUCAACUUUUAAUAUAUAUAUAUACAUAUAUACAUAUAUAUUUGUUAAUAUAUUUAAAACAGUAUAUACAUCUAUAUACAUAAGUGUGUAUAUAUAGUAUAUACAUAUAUAUUUUCACUUGCUUUCAAUAUGAUGAACACAAUAUGGAUUUUGAUAUGUACAUACUGCAUGUCCAGCUGGAUUCUGGCCUGCCAAAGACAAUUAUUCAAAACAUAGAUAUUGCUUGUACAUUAUGCAGUUGACUGCAUGCACACUUUACAUUUAUUUAUAAUCUCUAUUCUGUAAUAAAAAAAAAGUAUGAAUUUUGUUAACUAAGGCAAUGUAAUCUUUGAAGAAUCAGGGUCCAACCUGCCAAUGUUGCCAUGACAAACUUGAUCUCAGGCUGAGUAUACCGAGCUGUCAUUUCUUCACUAUUCUGUUCAGUUAAAAUUAUAGAUUAACGUCAAGGGAGGGUUCAGCUUCUGGAGCUGUCAGACCACUUUACAGUCUCAUGCCAUAGGGUACUUUUCUGUAACUUAGUGUUAGGUUCCUUCUCCCUACAGGCAAUGUUUGCUCCAUUGAAAUGACUAUUUCGUUGCCUACAUCUGAUGCCACUGUCGGAUAUUGAGAACUUAUUGCUAUGGGUUUUGUGCAUGAACUGCAUUUCCACUCGAUGACACCCCCCUUUUUAGCAUUGUAUUUGAUAGUAAUCAUUAGCUCUUAUGUAAAGAAUCCCCUGCUCCCUCCGUCUUGGAGAAUAACUGUCAUCUUGGGAGCUGACUUGAUCAACACCAUAAAUACUCAAUUGUUAAUAUAGUGUAUAUUAUUAUAGAAACACUGCACCACAGGGUAUAAGGGCCUCUUAACAAUAUGUUAGAUAUGCCGAUUGUCCAAAGGCGAUGAAUGUUCUACAAUUGUAUUUCCAAAGCCCAUUCAAAAGGGGAUGUUGAAAGGCUCUUAGCAAAGAAACACA
Grammomys surdaster is the source of this 4708-nucleotide messenger RNA. RefSeq names its product potassium voltage-gated channel subfamily H member 5 (gene Kcnh5). Gene Ontology annotation, molecular function: voltage-gated potassium channel activity. The transcript has 11 exons. Lineage: Eukaryota; Metazoa; Chordata; Mammalia; Rodentia; Muridae. The record is from RefSeq and is a predicted model, not a curated record. Gene Ontology annotation, cellular component: membrane. Bases 805 to 3768 code for a protein of 987 amino acids. Gene Ontology annotation, biological process: regulation of membrane potential; potassium ion transmembrane transport.